GAGGGAGAGGAGACACACAGGAUAAAGGCUACGACAAAAAAAAAAAAACCGUGAUGAUAAUGGAGGCGAGGCGGUGGAGGAUGUCGGAUUUACGAGAGAGGACUGUUGAAAUUUGACAAGAGGGGGUUCGUGUUCAGACAUUAUCCUCGGGUUUUUUUUUCCUCUUUUUUUUCCUCGUUCAUUUUGGUCCCCCACAUGCUGCGUGGACUCUGAAGAAGAGCAGAGGGGGGAGAAGGGGAGAAGGGGAGCACCCCACGGAUGCCUCGGAAGGUAAAAACGGGGUCCACCGCUGGCGCUACAGGCAACAAGAAGCAUCUCAUCUCACGGAUGCUAAUAAAGGACAUCCUGAAGGCAGGCUGUGGACUGAGGGAUGAGGAUGAAAAACAGCUUUAACCCACCUCCACUGUGAAAUAAAGAAACCCCUAUUUUGAUGGAUUUUUUUUUUUUUUUUUUUACAUCAUUCAUGGUGUAGCCCCCAAGGAAACGCGCCUUAGACAGCAAUGUUGAAUCACUGGUCUUGGUAAAUAAUUCAUUAGUGGUAUAGGUAGGCUAUGAUUUCUUUUUUGUAUUUGCUUCAAUGUAGCAUUUUCUCUCAUUAAUUUUUACAAUGUGUAGUCUUGUAAUACCACACACAUAUUUGCAGGUUACAUUUUUUUUACCGUGUGGUUAUGUAGGGCCUUUUAUUAGCCUUUAAUAAGAAACAGCCAAAAGCUGGAAAAAAAAGGAGCUUUGAUAUAGAACAACGAAAACACAUCUGUUCAGUGAGGGGUUUUAAUAGAUUUUCUUUUCUUGUUAAGAUCUAAAAGAAAAAAGAAAAAAAAGGAAAAGUACGGGGGUGGAAAGAGAGAAACACGGAUUUAAAAAACAAACAAAAAAAACACCAAACAUGUUGCCUUCCCAAGAAGCCUCCAAGAUCUACCAUGACAAUUACAUGCGCAACUCCCGGGCCAUCGGGGUGCUCUGGGCCAUCUUCACCAUCUGCUUCGCCAUCGUCAACGUGGUGGUGUUCAUCCAGCCCUACUGGAUCGGCGACAGCGUCAACACGCCGCAGGCCGGCUACUUCGGUCUCUUCCACUACUGCGUGGGCACGGGGCCGUCGCCCAGCCGGGAGCUCACCUGCGUGGGCAGCUUCUCCGACUUCAGCUCCAUCCCGUCCGGAGCCUUCAAGGCGGCCUCGGUGUUCGUGCUGCUGUCCAUGGUGCUGACCCUCAGCUGCAUCGCCUGCAUGGCGCUCUUCUUCUUCUGCAACACCUCCACCGUUUACAAGACCUGCGCCUGGAUGCAGCUGCUGUGCGGAGUGUGCCUGGUGCUGGGUUGCAUGAUCUUCCCCGACGGAUGGGACGCCGAGGUGAUCCGGGACAUGUGCGGGGAGCACGCAGGGAAAUACUCCCUGGGCGAUUGCUCCGUCCGCUGGGCCUAUAUGCUGGCCAUCAUGGGCAUCCUGGACGCCCUCAUCCUCUCCUUUCUGGCCUUCGUCCUGGGUAACAGGCAGACAGACUUCUACCUUGAUGACUUGCAGACGGACAACAAAGAUUUUGCUGUGUCAAGGAUCGAGGUGCGGGACAGACGAGAGCCGAGGUACGGCGUUCAGCGUCUUCACUGAGGGCACCGACGACCCCGGACAACUCUCCUCCUUUUUUUCUUUUCUCUUCUUUCUCUCUCAUGCAUAUCUUUUCCUCCCUGUCCUAUCUUCUUCGUCUUCUCUUCUUUUCUCUCCAAUGAUCAGGAUAUCACCCAAACUUAAUGCAGACACCAAGUGUACAGGAUUCUGUAAGAUAAAAAAAAAAAACAACAGAACACACUGGGGUAAACUAUAUUUUGGAAAAAAAGAAGUUAUACAAAGGUUGUACAGUGCAUUUACCACUCGACUUUCUCAAAGAAUACCUUUAUGAUGGAGGGAGAAAAAAAGAUGUAGUGUAUUUUAAAGUCUUGAUUUGUGUGAGAAAUGUAAUCCUCAAGAUGAAGAACCAUAAUGUCCAUCCAUGAUUUUAGGAUGCUUUAUUUGAAAACCAACGCUAUUUUAAUGACUUUGAAUUUGUGUGAUGCGUACAUUCAUAGCCUCAGAGAGAGAGAGAGAGAGAGAGAGAGAGAGAGAGAGAGAUACUCCUUAUACCGUGUUAAGAGUCGAGACUGGCAAUACAGCAGCAAGUACAUGAUUAAACAUUUAACACACUUCAAUGGGGACUUGUAUGGCUCUUCAUCUGAGGACUUUCUAAUGCGAGGAACUUAAAGGAGCAUCCCACUGCAGCUUUACAGAACCUAACAUCUCUGGGAGAUUCUCUACUGUACAUACUUAACCGUGUAAAUAGCAUAACAGAAAUAGCUGACAGAAAACAGCCGACAACAAAACCUCAUCUGACUCUUAAAAUGCAUUCGAGUAUUUUCUACCCAUGGUUCCUUGUGCCACAAGAGCGUCAGAGUACGAGCAGAAUGCAUCGCGUUUCUACUAAAUCCUCACUGCUCAUUUGGAGUGAUAGGAAAUAUAUGGGAAUAUAAAGGAUAUCUUAGGUGGAAUAUUCCACACAAAAGCAAAAGGCAAGAUGAAAACGAGAUGCUUCCCCUGCCUCCAUGUGGCUUCAAAACGAGGUCCUUACCAUAGUAUUUCACCCCAAACAGUAGAUUAGUCAAACUUUAAGCUGCUGAUUUUAAGUUCAGCUGUCCAGGUCAGACUUAGAAACCAUGUUUUUAUUUUUCUCAGAGUCCAUGCCUUUUUUUUUCUUUUUUUUUAAGUGUGCUGUUUACUCCAGGUUAUGGUUCCAGCAUGCAGAGAUCAGUUUACUCUACAGAUGUCUUAAGACCGUGUGAAUAUGGCUGCACGCGUCAGCCUUCUCUCAGAGGGAAGCCCCAAGUGCUGCAUUGUCUUCAGGUGAUGUCACUUAAACGCCUCCUUAAAUUAGCAAUGCUGCUCGUAAGAGUAGAAUCAUACAUGGGACAUUAGGAACAGAUAAUCCCCCCCAAACCCAAAAAAAGGAAGACAAAAGUCCU
Messenger RNA from Labrus mixtus (cuckoo wrasse), 2985 nucleotides. RefSeq names its product LHFPL tetraspan subfamily member 4 protein-like. Gene Ontology annotation, molecular function: GABA receptor binding. Gene Ontology annotation, cellular component: plasma membrane; inhibitory synapse; postsynaptic membrane. The record is from RefSeq and is a predicted model, not a curated record. The transcript is spliced from 4 exons. NCBI's taxonomy places the organism in Eukaryota, Metazoa, Chordata, Actinopteri, Labriformes, Labridae. The coding region runs from base 887 to 1603 and encodes 238 amino acids. Gene Ontology annotation, biological process: gamma-aminobutyric acid receptor clustering; sensory perception of sound.